Fusarium sp. VM40 is the source of this 1305-nucleotide messenger RNA. NCBI's taxonomy places the organism in Eukaryota, Fungi, Ascomycota, Sordariomycetes, Hypocreales, Nectriaceae. The record is from the annotation of a GenBank genome assembly.
AUGAUUGAAGACAAGUAUAUUGGUCUGGCUCUUGCCAUGACAUCAGCUCUCGCCAUUGGAACAAGUUUCGUGAUCACAAAAAAGGUCCGUUUAGCACGAUGGCUUCCCACCAGCUGGGGCUUGCUUUUUCUUGAGCGGCAGCGCAUUCUUUGGCAACUUACGGAGUACACAGAGCUGACCGGUUACCAGGGGUUGAUACAAGCAGAAGAACGACAUGGCUUUGAAGGUGACGGUUUCGCAUAUCUCAGAAAUCCCUUAUGGUGGGCUGGUAUCGCAACUCUUGCUCUAGGAGAAAUUUGCAACUUUGCCGCAUACGCUUUCGCCCCUGCUAUUCUCGUUACUCCCCUCGGAGCUCUCAGUGUUCUCAUUGGUGCCGUUCUUGGUUCAUACUUCCUCAAAGAAGAGCUUGGUACACUGGGCAAACUGGGCAGUGCCAUAUGCCUGAUUGGUGCUGUUAUCAUUGUGCUUCAUGCGCCUCCAGAUGAGGAGAUCGAAACUGUUGAUGAGAUCUUGCACUUGGCCAUCCAGCCAGGCUUCCUCCUCUACGCCUUCGCUGUUGUUGCUUUCGCCGUUUUCAUGAUUUACAGGAUCGCCCCAGUCUACGGCAAGAGAAACCCGAUCAUCUACCUUUCUAUCUGCUCUACCGUUGGAUCCAUCUCCGUCAUGUCCGUCAAGGCUUUUGGUAUCGCUCUCAAGCUUACCUUUGCCGGCCACAACCAGUUCAGCCACCCUUCGACCUACGUUUUCAUGAUCUUGACAACGGUUUGCAUUCUAACUCAGAUGAACUACUUCAACAAGGCUCUUGCAAGCUUCCCCACCAACAUCGUCAACCCCCUAUACUACGUGACGUUCACCACCGCGACGCUCUGUGCCUCCUUCAUCCUCUUUAGCGGAUUCAAUACAAACGACCCUGUCAACACCCUUUCGCUACUCUGCGGAUUUUUGGUCACUUUUACUGGCGUCUACCUCCUCAACCUGUCCAGAGGUGACCCUCAUGGUCAAAAGUUGAGCGUUGGAAGAGGAGGAAGCGAUGCAACAGGCACUGACAUGGUGUCUGGUAUACAAACACGCCUGAGCAUGCAGGCGAGGAGGAGCGGUGAUCCUUCUCGACACAGCAUCAGCAGCCAGCGAGGAGACCGCGAAGGUCUCAUUCGCGCAUAUGACGAGGAGGAGGCAGCUGGGUUUGCUCUGACCGACUUGGCCGAUGAUAGUGACGACGAUCUACGACAUACCAACGGCAAUGGCAAGGCGACAUACGGUAACAGCAUUGAGCUUGAUGACCGUCACAAAUCGGGAGAUCGAUGA